AUGACGACAGCAAGGACACUGACCAAGGAGUCAGAGACUGUAAUAUCGACUGCUAGAGACAGAGAGAGAGUUUCUGAUGCUAUUGUCGAUGUGCCACAAAUUGCACCACUAGCCAAGUAUAAGUUGGUAUUUUUAGGUGAUCAGGGAGUUGGCAAGACGUCGAUGAUUACACGUUUUAUGUAUGACACAUUUGACAAUGCGUAUCAAGCGACUAUUGGCAUUGAUUUUCUAUCCAAGACCAUGUACAUGGAAGAUAGAACUGUACGAUUGCAGCUCUGGGAUACGGCGGGUCAAGAACGCUUUCGGAGUCUCAUUCCCAGUUACAUUCGAGACUCAUCAGUGGCUGUUGUUGUCUAUGACAUUACAAAUCGAGCUUCGUUCUUAAACACGAGCAAAUGGAUUGAGGACGUCCGGACGGAACGUGGACAGGAUGUCGUGAUUAUGCUCGUGGGUAAUAAGACGGACAUUUCAGAUCGACGCCAGGUCUCGAUUGAAGAAGGUUCAGACAAAGCCAAAGAGGAGUACGUCAUGUUUAUCGAGACGAGUGCAAAAGCGGGCUACAAUAUCAAAGCACUCUUCCGUAAACUAGCGACUGUGCUGCCCGGGAUGGAAAGCACCAUGAUAAGCGGAGACUCGAAUCUGAUUGAUAUUAAGCUGACAGCUGCACCGCCUCCGAAGGAUAACACUGCGGAACAAUGUAAUUGCUGA
This is a messenger RNA of Peronospora farinosa, 708 nucleotides long. NCBI's taxonomy places the organism in Eukaryota, Oomycota, Peronosporomycetes, Peronosporales, Peronosporaceae. The record is from the annotation of a GenBank genome assembly.